UCGUACUUUGUUUUAAUUAAAACAUAGUAAUAUGCAUUUUAGUGCCUAGCGGCUUAUGCAUAAUAAUCUUAAACUUGUUUAGUUCGGUAGCACCAGAUGUUUACCCUAUUUUUUUACACAAAAAACGUUCAACUCUAUGAGCAUCAGAUCAUGGUCAGAUUUGCAGAAUUUAUUACAGUCACUUUGUUAAGUUCUUGACAUGUAUGUUGUUGUUGUACAGGGCAGAUUGAAAGAAAGCAAAAGUUUCAUUAAAUGGAAUAAGCAUUCACAAGCUCCACACCAAGGGUACCCUCUUACCCCUCACAGAGAUGGUCAUGAUGCUCUGGACCCAACAUCGGGAUAUCUUGGUGCUGGAACAGACAUUGAUUUAAAAACAAAUAUUAAAAAAAUCUCGAGUAUGAACCAAUUAAGUGAUAAGAUUCAACUUGGAACACCAACCAGCAAACCUCCCGCGAGUGGAAGACCUCAAACUCCACCUCGUGCUGUUGCACCAGAACAUGGGGGAAAAUGGGCAAGUAAUCAGGUGAGUGAUGUAAGUCUUCGUGCGAAGUUGGGUGGCUGGACGAGUAACAAUGCAGUAAAGCCAAAAAAUAUUAAUGAUUCGGGAAAUCUUGUGGUUGGAACUUUUACCUUCAAACCUGGAAAUUGGAGAGAUGAGGCGGCAAAAUAUUAUAUGUUCAGCAGCAGUACACAAACGAGUAACAGAAUGGUAGAUUGGGACAAAAGGUUGCCGCCCAAAUUGCUUCCAUGUCCAAGUACCCUUGAGAAGACACCAGAUCCGAUCUCCCAAAAUAUGAACAUUUGGCCAAAAAGAUUUGAAAGUGACCCUGAAUUCUGGCAGACAAUUGGAAGGUCAUGGGAUUGGUUUCAGUUUCGAAAUAAGAACCAUGGAAACCGACCAUACAGCUACACAAGUCAUUACAGGAAGAGUGGACACAUUCCUUGUUAUGGCGGUUGCGUUGGAGCUUACAACUUUGAAGAUAAGGACCAUCCACAUGAGGAAUAUCGUCCACUUACAAGUUUAAGAACUCCCAAACCAAGAUACACUGACACAGCACACCGUCCCAAUAUACCCCACUACAAAGGAUGUGUGCAUUGGACAGCAACACAUAGUGCUAACAACACUUUCCCGGCACCACAACCUCCUUCUACAGCUCAUUCACACAGAAAACUUCCAACCUCUCCCAAUACUUCUAUUCAUUCAAAGAAAGGGCCUCUAUCAAGAAUGGUUACAACUGUUCCACCGAAGAACCCGUUCAAUCAAGUUGAAGAUCAGCAAGACUAGAUUCUAAAGUUUACAAAUCAAAAUGAAUGUACAUUUUUAUAUUAUGAAUAUUCCGAUGACAAAACUUUUGUUUGAAUGUUUACACGUUAAAUAUAUUUUGAUCAAA
Molecule: messenger RNA, 1391 nt
Organism: Ciona intestinalis (vase tunicate)
Lineage: Eukaryota; Metazoa; Chordata; Ascidiacea; Phlebobranchia; Cionidae
Source: RefSeq, a predicted model, not a curated record